Spirometra erinaceieuropaei is the source of this 2618-nucleotide messenger RNA. Lineage: Eukaryota; Metazoa; Platyhelminthes; Cestoda; Diphyllobothriidea; Diphyllobothriidae. The record is from the annotation of a GenBank genome assembly.
AUGAUAAGCGCACCCCUACGCAGACUGGUUCUUUUUCUGGCGUUCAUAGUCUUCUCUGUUAAAGUGUAUGCUCCAUACUCACUGUGUAUACUCAUUCUUUUAAAACCAAACUGUAAACUAUCACGAAUUUUAUAAGAAGUCCUCGGAGUUAGAAAUAUUAUGAUAUAAGAUGAGGAAGGCAAAAAACAACCUGCUGAUGUCCGUCAAAGCGCUAUUUCCACGCAGUUGUAUCUGUAGACUUUUUGACCCUCUACAAAUGUUAUUUUACCAGAUCCCAACGGACGGGAUACUGAGUACGUGCCUCAACGGUUAGGGCGUUGGAUUUCUAAGGACCUGGUAGUGGGUUCAAGCGUCAGGGAUUGCGAAACCUAUGGUUGGGUAUGGCCGACUGCCGAAGACUAAUGAGCCAAAAAGUUGUCAUUCCAGCCUCCCUUGUCUUUGUUAGUAAUGUCAUUCUGCCUAUACAUAUAUAUAUAUAUAUAUGCAGAAUGAAAUGACCGACAGGGAAAAGGAGACCUGGAAUAACCAUUCCCGACUUGUUAGUUGUUAUCAGACAGGCAUGACCAGGUCCAGGUUAUGCAAGCCUCUGAGGUAAAAACCCGUGACCUGGCAGUUAGAAGCCCAGCACCCUAACUACUGAGUCACGGGUUCUAUUUCCUUGCGGUUGCGAGUGGGCAUGUUAACUGUUAGGGGGGGCGCUCACCUAGUGUACUACGGGACCUACAUGCCCUAUUGUGCCUUGGGGCUCGAUUUAAAGUUUACGUGCGGACUGCUGCAAACUAUGGAAUUCUUUAUGAUGUCACUUCUUUUGUUCACAGGCAGGCGGUUGGAAUAUGUGACUGGGAUGCGCGAACCUACACUAAUCAGCAAGGUCCCGUCAAUUUCAAAACUCUCCGCAGUGGGAGAUACACGGUGAGUUGUCUUUUGCCGAUUUCUCAUUAACUGGAUGUGUCCUUGUUGACAGUCUUUACUAUUUCGUUACAAUGAACCUCGUCCUUUUAUCAUUUCAAUAGACAGGAUACAUUGGCGAAGUCCCCUUUACCUCCAAGUGGUUUAGUUGGGAUACCUGUUACCUUGGUGAUGUGGCAUUCAAGUGCGUAUACGAAGACGGUAAGUCACACGAAGGACACUUGAUUCCCGUUGGAAAUAAGUACUGACAUUUUAACUGCAUCAUUUGUAACUCUUCCUAUACCACGCAGAUGGAAGCAUACUGGGAACGAAUAUAACAGUGCCAAACAUCACGAAUGCGGACGUGAUAUACAUCGACAGCACCUAUCCCGUGACGAUCCACAGGAUCGAAGACCACGUUCAGAAUAAGUCCUUAAUGGGUUUGUCAAUACUAAAAGUUCCAUUCAAAGUCCUUGCUCUACCAACCUACUUCCCCAACUAAUUUAUUCUGCACGCAAAUAUUUCAGAUCGUUUCAUUGUUGACAAAGACAUGCACCUGACCAAAUGCCCUAAAUAUAAACAAACAACACUGGUUUGGAAGUUCCCCGGAAGUGUGGAGAACAGGACGGCUGUAAGUAACCUUUUAUUCGCCGAAACAAGGCCACUGUCUAGAAGUAGUCACACGGUCAGUAUAAAAGAAAAACGUGUUUCUUUUCGCCUAGUUUGAAUGCUUUCGGGAGGGAACGAAGCUGUGCAGCGGGGUCACAACAGGGAACGAGACGGAUAAAUGUGGUGAGUUGAGCAACACAUACGUUGGCUAGGUCCCGACCGUAAGGCUUGUAACGAUUCAACUAUCAGUAGUGCCUCUGUUUGCAUUAAGGUGUUUUCCUGAAUGGAUGCCGCAUGCUUUAUUUGUGUUUUUUUCUAGUUGUGACCGUUGAGGGCGGGAACCUGGUUCAUACUCGGGUUGUGAACAGUACCAAAGACGGUAUCGAAAUCUUCUACUGCCGUCUUAGUUCAGCAACCCCGCACCGCGCACUGACCUACAACAUCGACUGGCGGAGUAAGUACUUGUGAAUAGCGAUUUCUUGAAGGUAAAAACAAGGAACUCAGAAAGCUUAUCAGGCUUCCUUAGUCUGCAGAUGUACACCCGACGAUGUCUGUUCAAGUGGAAAGACCGCGCAGAUGCUAUGUCAGUCGCGUCGUUCACUGUUGUGAAAAUAGUUACUCUCCUAUUAUUGAAGACUAGAAUUCGAAUGACUAAAGAGUUGCAAAAUACACAGCCACGAUCUAGUAGACAGUUCGAUAAAACCUAGGAAUCAGAAAGAGUGGGGGGGGGCAUUGUCUGGUAGCCCUCAGACUUACUGCCUGGGAUCGUUUUCACGAAGUCGCGCUGACUUUUAACUUUUUCAGACGCGACCGAGGUGCCGCCAGGUGGGAUACCGCACGGAGGAUUGUUUGCAGCGGUCAAACCGAAAAGUGGCUCCCCGAAUACAACGUCCGCCGCCAAACGCCUGACAGGUAACGGACAAUUUUUGGUAAAAAAACUUCAUUGAAACUGACAUUCCGUGCUUUGCUCUUUUUGCAAGAAUGGAGGUAAUAUUUACAGUUUUCGAUUUUUCUUCAGAAUCAAAAUUUACGUUGUGCAUUUGCGCAUAUUUCUGUUAUUUUUAGCACUGAGUCUGGGAUCUGUCAUGGCGCUGUUCGCCACACUUGCAGAACGCCACUGA